CCAGGCUACGUCCAGAGUCUGAUCCGUCGGGUGGUGAACAACGUCAACAUUGUGGUCAACAACCUGAUCUUGAAGUACGUUGAGGACGACAUCGUCCUGUCUGUCAACAUCACCUCUGCUGAGAGUUACACCGUCCAUGAGUUCUGGGACCGAGCCUUCAUGGACAUCACAGCUCCUGACCUGGUGCUUCGUAAAGUGAUCAACUUCAGUGACUGUACGGUGUGUCUGGAUAAGAGGAACAGCAGUGGUAAGAUCCAGUUCUACCAGGAUCCUCUCCUCUACAAGUGUUCCUUCAGGACCCGACUCCACUUCACCUACCAGAACAUCAACUCUAAGAUCCCUGCUGUCAUCAAGAUCCAGACGAUGGUGGAGUCCCUGAAGCUGUCCAUCACAGACCAGCAGCUGCCCAUGUUCAUCAGGAUCAUGGAGCUGGUCCUCAGCCUCUACUACGGAGAGAUAGGAGGAGGGAAGGACGGAGAGGAGGGGAGCGGACAUGGAGAGGUCAUCACUACGCCUGGUCUGGAAGGAGACCCAGAGGCCCAGGUCAUGGCAGGACAGUACCCCAGCCCAGAGCAUUACAUGCAGGGGGAGGAGGAGGACCAGGGCUGGGUGUCCUGGGCCUGGUCCUUCGUCCCAGCUAUCGUGGGAGCUGAGGAUGAGGAGGGAGAGGAAGGCUUCUACCAGCAGGGGGAGGAGGGAGGCCGGUCCAGCCCACAGCAGAACCCACCUAAAGACCCUGUUGUCUCCAUAGGCUUCUACUGCACCAAGGCCUCUGUCGCAUUCAAGUUGACAGAGAUGCAGACGGAGAGCAGUUACUACAGUCCUCAGAAGAUGAAGAGCAGGGAGGGGCUCAGUCUGGAUUUGGAGGGGAUCGCCAUGGAGGUGCUGAUGAUGGGGGAACCCUUCUUCGACUGUCAGAUCGGCAUCGUGGGCGUCCGGGCGCUCUGCCUGAAAGGCAUCAUGGGAGUGCGGGACUUUGAGGAGAACUUGAACAGACGGGAGGAGGAUGCAGUGUUCUUCAGCUGUGGAGAGAGUCUGAGCAGUAAAGGCAUGACCUACCUGACCAACUCCCUGUUCGACUACCGCUCUCCAGAGAACAACGGGGUCAGAGCAGAGUUCAUCCUGGAUUCCACCAAUCACAAGGAGACCUACACAGAGAUAUCAGGCAUGCAGCGCUUUGGGGCCUUCUACAUGGAUUACCUCUACACAGUGGAGACCAGCAGCACCACGGUGUGUGUAGGGCAGCAGGACUUCACCAUGGCGACAGGGCCUAAAGAAGAACCGGUCCCCCCUGUCCAAGAGACGUCUGUCAAGAGGCUGGUGGUUGGACCUCUGGACUUACGGCUCAACAGCAGCGCCGUGCACCGCCUUCUCAAGAUGCUGGCCUGCGCCAUGGACCACGAGUACCAACCCUACUACAAACCACAACCAGACCCAGUGGAGGUGCCCCGGGCUCCAGCCUCCCAGGAGGAGGUAUCAGUGCUGGAGGAGUUUAUCCCUACCAGGCUGACCUGCCUCACCCUGCAGAAGGUCACUGUCACCCUCAACAUGGCCGAGUUCAACCUCCUACACACACUGAUUCCUGUCAUCAUGGGACAGAAGGCCCCACCAGGUCCGGUCAGUGUGCCAGUCUUCCAGGCGAUGCGGCCCCUGCCGACCCUCAGGUUCCAGGUGGACAGCGUUAAUGUGGAGCACUCUGUUCCUAUGUUCGCCCCUGAGCUCAUCAACACAGUCUCCUCUCUCAGCCAGCCCUCUGAUAACCUGCUGCACCACUGUUAUACACACUGCUACCUCAAGGUGUUUGGAGUCCAGGCUGGUUUGACCUGUCUGGACAGUACAGGCGGUUUCCUCCCUCUGUCCCCCCUCAUUCCUUCCUUCAGUACAGCCCUCUACGGCAAGCUGCUCCAGAUGCCUCAGUACUGGACAAAGCGCUCGUCAGUCCUGAUGACAGAGUGUAUUUUUGAGCUGCCCAACUUCACGGUGCAGGCCACGCGUCCCCAGAUCCUGCUCCUUCAGGCCAUGCUGCAGAGCUGGACACACAGCCUGGGAGACGGCUCCUUCCCUGGGGUCAACGAGGCCCUGCUCAGCCAUGUCUACACAGCACCAGGUAACUGAACACUGUUAUUACCA
Messenger RNA from Oncorhynchus gorbuscha (pink salmon), 2130 nucleotides. RefSeq names its product vacuolar protein sorting-associated protein 13B-like. The transcript has 13 exons. NCBI's taxonomy places the organism in Eukaryota, Metazoa, Chordata, Actinopteri, Salmoniformes, Salmonidae. The annotation marks the transcript as partial. The record is from RefSeq and is a predicted model, not a curated record.